AUGGCAAGAGUUUCAGUAGAUUUUGGCAUGAUAUGGAAAUCUAAUUGUACUUUUGAUGAGAAUGGAAAAUUAAGAUAUGGAAAUCAAUCUAAUAAAUUCUUGGAUAACGUUCUGGAAUUUUAUGAUGAUGAUGGUAUUCAUGAAAUUAUGUUGGAAGAAAAGAGAUGA
Entrophospora sp. SA101 is the source of this 168-nucleotide messenger RNA. Lineage: Eukaryota; Fungi; Glomeromycota; Glomeromycetes; Entrophosporales; Entrophosporaceae. The record is from the annotation of a GenBank genome assembly.